Mya arenaria is the source of this 4608-nucleotide messenger RNA. RefSeq lists its product as uncharacterized. The record is from RefSeq and is a predicted model, not a curated record. Bases 209 to 1276 code for a protein of 355 amino acids. NCBI's taxonomy places the organism in Eukaryota, Metazoa, Mollusca, Bivalvia, Myida, Myidae. The transcript is spliced from 2 exons.
CGAAUAAUUCCAAUAAAGUUGUGAUAUAGCUUCAACAGAUACCUAUAUUUAUUUAUCGAUGUCCUGCUCCAAGACAAGGAUGAGGUAUUGAGCAUAACCAGGCUUAACAUCAUGAAAAGGCACAUCUCCUGUGACGGUCUUUGGCAAACCUAAGACAAAGGCGUGAAUUACAACCACACCCAAGCAUAAAACGCUGUAUAAAACAGACAUGUAUACCACAGCAGGAGAAGGCGAUAUACCAGAAUCUCUCGCUCUCCUGAGUCGACACAAGAGAGAUCUAAAAUGGAGCGAUGUCGAGGAUUUUUACGCAGACAAAAACAAUUUUGCUAUGUACUUGGUUCUACCAAUCAUUGUGAUAGUCUACGGCGGUUGUGCAGUGAUAUACUGCAUCGCCAGAUGUCGACGGUAUAUACGUAGAAGGAAGAAACACCCGCUUGUUGCACAUGAAGAAACAGAUGACGAGCCAAUGAGUAAUGGCGCCAUGGCAGACAAUAUACCCUCAAUACCCGUACGGGGCUCCAACGGCAAUGUUCCAUCGAUACCUGUUCAGAGAGAGGGCGCACAAACGUCUUCAGACGUUCAUGUGGCGGUUGGGCAAGAACGCCAAUCGCCUCUCCCCUGGCAGGUUCCUGGCGAUGACACGACUCCAAAGGCCGCCAGUGGGACACCUAUUAAAGCUGUUCCACCUUCGAAUCAUUAUCGAACGCAAAACUCGUUUGAAAACAAGGCUUAUGAAAACGACUUUGAUAAGAAAAAUCGUUCUCCCGGAGCUCCACCAGGCUACGACGAAAGCUAUAAACCAGUUAGACCAAUGUCAAAACCUCCUCCGUAUGAAGAGAAAGGAAUAUCGCAUCGGCGUGGAUCUGUAGAAGAAAUCAUUACCCUUGAAUCAACACAUCCACCCCCUAAGAAAUCAGUUAUCAACGAAAGAAAACGCCCCCGAUCUGGACUUCGUUCGUCCUCCCGCGCGUCAAUGAAGAGCGAAUCGAUCGACGAAGAUCGCGAACGAGCCCGACAGCUUGUCCGAGGUGACCGGCCUCCACGAAGGGAACCCAUUGCUGUUAAUGUACAACGGCAGCGGACGCCGGACAUCAUUUCGCAUGCGCGUACGCAGCCCCUUAAACCGCAAUACAUACCACCCAUGCAAAACAACAAUGAGAACGCAAAAGCCGACGCUGCGGCAAUGGCGCGACAAGCCGCGCAACUUCUUCGGCUUGAUCAGAUGGAGCGCCAGGUAGGGAAGAAAAAGAAACGGCUCGUGUUUGUAGCGGAAUAAUACAAUUGAUAUCAGACGCAUAUUAACAAUACUUGUGGGCAAUGGAAUCAUGAGACUGACGACUCCUUGUGCAUUCCGGAUUAUGGUCCGGUUACGGAUGUGUGAACAUUGAAUUUUACAGGCACUUUAACUCACGCUGGAAUAAGUUCAAGAUGAAAAAGUAUUAACCAUGAACAUUCCGUACUUUAACUCUAGACAUAUGAGUUUGUAAAAGAGUGUUUGUUCGUGUAUAUCAGACAAACCUUUUAAUAUUGUAGCACAUUGACUGAAUUCAAAGAUUGUACCUAAAAGACUUGGAGCCUUUCCAAGAUGUCACGGCUUUGAAUACCAGACUCGGUAAAUGGAACAAUGUUUUAGUGGUAGCCUAACCGGUCCAUUGUGUUUUCUCCGGGUAUAACGGCGUUCCUGACAGAACAAGAAUGCUCAUCCGCGUUCAAUCAUGCCCCAAUUUGUAAUUAUAACGUAUAUUUUUCAAUCGUUAUAAGAUAUGAACUGGAAAAAAAUAAUAAUGUUUUAAAAAAUAAUUCAACUGGUUUCGGCUAUAUUUGAUACAUAUAUGCAUAAAUGCAUGCUUAUGGACCAGUAUUCAUAAAACAGCAUAAGUAAUUUCUUGACUUAAAGCUGCUCUGUCACAGAUAUACCUUUUUUACAACUUUUUUUUAUUUUGUGUCUUGGAAAGAGCAUAUUUUGGCGUAUAUAUCUGCCAACCAAUGAUAAAAGAUUGCUGACAACAGAUCGGAUCGCAGAUGUUCAUAUAUCUGUUCGAAAAUUGAUGUUUUAUGGCUUAAAUCGUUACUAACGGUUUAAGAAAAAUGCAUAAAACAUAAAUUUUUGAACUUAAAUAAAUUUGCGAUCUAUUUUUUUGUCAGAAGUUUUAUAUAACUGGUGUCCAUGCAUUUUCGCAAAAAUUGGCUCAUUCCAAGACAAAAAAAUAAAAAAAAGUUGUCAAAACGUUCGAUCUGUGAGAGUGCAGCUUUAACUCGAUUUCCAAAAGUUUCCAUAGCCAAAUUAAAGUAUAGUAUAAGCGUUUUAACAUAAAAGUAUGCGCAUUUAAUCAAAUCAAUGAAAUUAAAGUAUUUCAUAUAUUUUUAAGCUAUUAUAUCAGAUGACCAGUAAGAUUUUUAUUUAAGGAAAAUGACUUGAGUUAUUAGAUGAUUUUAAAUGAGUUUUAUGAAUACCGACCUCGGACCCGAUUUCUCAAACAUUCUUUAAUCCAUUAUGACUGGAUUUAUGUAAGCUGACUUUAUUGGUUUUGGUAUAAAUUGUGCAAUUUUCUCCAUUCAACGAGUUUUGCUAUAGGAAAUUAUAUGAUUAAAAAUAUGUCUUGGAUUAUGCUAUUAUUUGACUAAAUGAAAUCUUAUAUUUCUACCUGUUUUGUUCAUGAUAUUUCGAGAAAUCGGGGCCAUUUUGGAAGUUAUAUUGGUGAGAAUUAUGCUGUGUAGGCAACUGUUUAUUGUUUUAUGACAACGAUGCUUGGUUGGACAAGAACUUCACCAUACGAAUAAAGGCGUUGAUAAUGCGGCGAUGGCAGUUUGAGCGAUUUAAUCGGAAUGUUUUGAACAAUUUACAUAGAUACAGACAAGAUACCGGGGCCAUUGUGAGGAUGUACACACCAUAUACAACAAUUGCGGAAUACAACGAGUUGGACUGCUCAUGGAUAUAACUAUUGUUCCAUUACGUGUGUCUGAACGAGGUUAUGUUAAAUAUUUCCUAAGGAAUUAUCAUUAAUAACAAUUGUUAUAGUUUGCCUUGUGCAAUUUGUAAUGUUAGUUUUGUAAUUAGAGGUUAUUCUUUAACUGUAUUGUACACUUAACUUUAAUGGAACUUUCAUAAAUCUUCAAGAAAUACCGAGCCGGUAUUUAUACAUCCUUUUUUAUCUUCAGUCUUCUCACUGAUCAUAUUACAUAAUAACGGAAUGAUAUCUCAAAUUCUUUAUCUUCAUUGAUUUGUUUGAGAUUACAUACCGUUAUGUUAACUCUUUUGCUGUUAUUUUAAGUAUUAGUUAGAGGAUAUCAAGUAAACCUAAUUGAUGAUGAAGGGGCGGUGCGAUCGCAUGUUUUUAACCAGUAAGAAUUUACUUAAUAUCUCCUGACUGACUUUGAAUGUAACUUACAUUUUGAUUGGCCGCCGUAUUCGGCAAACAACCUUGAUCAUGUUGUGUUAAUAGAACUAGCGGGUGAUGUUUGAAUAUUUUUGAAAAUGAUGAAAAAAUGAAUUAUUUUAAAAAUAGGUCAAUUGAGGCACAGCUUCUUUCCACGUCUUUCUAUUAGAGUUUUGUAUAGUUUACAGUGACAUGGCUGCACAUUACGAACAUGUCCUACACUCACUUAACAUGUCAUUGAAAUACACAUGAGUGGUUGCUAUGGUUUUCCAUUUUGUUGAUAUACUGCAUAUUCAUUUUCAAUGUUGAUUAAAAAGCAAAUUCCACCAAGAAAAUCAUUCGCGAAGUUGUAUAGCACGAAACAAGAGUAUUAUUGAAACAAAACAAAAUUACUUAUAAUAUCGUGUAUGUAUUAUUUUGAUUUGAAGACACAACAAAUAGCGUGAAUGUAAAUAAAACAAUGUACUUUAUGACAGGUCAACUUGUUUUGAAAGGGUAAAACUCUAAUGGACGGCAAAGAUAAAUUUCCAAAUAUUUGAACGCUUACAGAGUAGGCGGAGCUUGAAAAACCUUCUGACCGUUAAAAUUCUUAAGUUAAGAAAUGACUAAUUAGCUUUAUGAAAAGCGGCCCUGUAGGACUACAUUAAACUUUGUGAAAUUGUGUGAUAGGAGUUAUUAACUGGGAACUACAACUGAGUUAACUAUAACUUAAAUGUUAUCAGUUCGUACCUAUACGAUAUAUGACAUUGUAAUAAUUUCAAUAACUGUACAAUAACGUACGUGUCCAUAAAUCUACGAGUCAUGUACAAUAGGUGCGUGAAAAUGGAAAAGUUGCUAUGUAGUUUGAGUGUUUCGUUGAAAUAGGUUCCGUUAAAAGUCACAAACGUUUUAAAUGUAGAAAAUUAUGUACACUAACCCAUACAAAAUAUGGAGCUUAGCUUUAUCGUGUUUUAAGGGACUUCAUAAUGCAUAUGCUUUUAGUCCAUCGUAUAUGUGUCAUUGUUUUGUGAGACAGCUUAUACAAACGCCCUUUUAGUUUUAGACACGGUUCUCUUGUAUUUGUUAAAUGGCUGUUGGAAAAGAAUUAAUGAAAUAUAAAUUGGUGAAAUGGAUGUUCUAUGUAUAUAAUGUAGUUUUCAUUAUAUACAUAAAAUAAAGCUUCGUGAUAAACGUUUGUCCGUAUUCUGCCAAGUGCAAUGUUAUUUUGUCAUAAUGUAUAGCUACUCUCUAA